Messenger RNA from Oncorhynchus keta (chum salmon), 2916 nucleotides. RefSeq names its product C-type mannose receptor 2-like. Gene Ontology annotation, biological process: proteolysis. Gene Ontology annotation, molecular function: protein binding. The record is from RefSeq and is a predicted model, not a curated record. Gene Ontology annotation, cellular component: extracellular region. Bases 698 to 2788 code for a protein of 696 amino acids. NCBI's taxonomy places the organism in Eukaryota, Metazoa, Chordata, Actinopteri, Salmoniformes, Salmonidae. The transcript has 9 exons.
UUGAAACACUGUGCUUUUCAUUGAAGAGGUAAUAAUUCAGUAUGUUUAGCACCUUUGUAACUUACUGUUCAAGAUGGUAUUUUGAAAACAUGAAAUGAUUUUGCACUCUUAUUUUCUUUGAUGAGGUACUUAUUCACACAUUAUUAGCAACCCUUUGUAACUUUUUUUAAAUGAUUAGGAUGGUGCUGUGUAUUUUAAUCAAGUUGAGACUUAAUAGAGGUCAAAUAUUAGAUGAAAAUGUGUGGGUUUUUUAUAUGAUACUUCUUAAGCAUAUCAUAGACAAUGUGGAAACCAAUAGAUUGGGAUACUCUGAGACAUUUGUGUUGAUCUCCAUCAGAUCAUUUACUAUAGAAUAACUAGGUUGAUUUCAUAUUUAUGUUACAUUUUUAAAUUGCAUGUUUGGUUAAUCAAAGUGUAUGCCAUAUAGCUGUUCCAUAGAGUAACUGCAAUGCUACUUUGGUAGUCAAAUAAUCAUAACUUCCUUGUCGUUGUUUUGUUUACCAGGGAAGUUACUCUCGGAAGGAAAUUGUGCACAUUAGUUCAGACUUGAAAUUAAUCUCCAAGACACAGACAAUACUUUCUUAGACAUUUUCUUCUACAUGAAAUCUCUGAAACAUGUGGGAAUUGGCAAAUUGUUGUGUUUUUAAAAAAAAGUAUGUUUCUUUCUAAAUAAUGCUAUAAAAAUAUCUUAACUAGAAUGGUUGGGAGCACUGAUGGCUUGUGUUUUAAACAAUUUGAUAUGUUGUUCACAGUGGCAAUGAUACAGGAAAUACUUCUACUCCUGCUGCUGGCAGUCAGGGCCUCACCAGUGUUGAUGGCUGAGGUGUCAGUACUGGAGGGAAGCUCUGUGACCCUUCUCUGCGGAUACUCUGUGAAGGAUCACGGGUAUGACACACGCUGGGGCAGAAACUGUUAUUACAAAUUCUGGGGUGAAUGUGGAUGUUCUAAAACCAGAGUGAUCAAGAAAGAUGACAUCUCACCUAAUGACCCCAAAAAAUACAGCCUCAGCAGGGAAAACCUCACCAUUUCCAACCUUCAGUUGAAGGACAGGGGGAGUUACUGCUGUUGUGUAUAUAUCACAAGUGUAUUUUCCCGAGACUAUACAGAAUAUUACAAUCUAAAGGUAGUAAAAGGUUGUGAGAGGAACCUAAUGAAAGGAGUGGCUUUUGGGAUAAAUAAUAUGUUUCAAUCGCCGCCAUUCGUAACUAAUGCAAGUCAGUGCAGGCAGAAAUGCACCGAACAUUACAAUUGCCAGUACUUCACAUUUGUUGGGAAAGAAGCAGGAAUAAAUAACCAAAAUAACAGACACUUAUGUUUUCUGAUGGCCUCAACUGAUGAUAUGCCUGUCACAAUACAAUACCUUGAACAUGCAACAUCAGGCUACUCCCUGAAAAACUGCAGUGGUAUCAUCACCUACUCAGCCAAAAAGUACAGCCUUGUCCUUGAGGAGAAAAACUGGACCGAAGCACAAGAGUACUGCAGACAACACUACACAAACCUGUCCAUCAUACACACAGAAGAGGAUUGGAAGGCAAUUCAAUCUUCUUUGGGUAAUUUCAUCGGUGAUGUGUGGAUUGGUCUCCAUAGGCCUGGUUCAACUGAAAAGUGGAAGUGGUCUGAUGGAGAGGACUUCAUGUUCUUUAACUGGGAAAAGGGUUUUGGUGUCCACGCCGUGGGUCAUGACUGUGUCUUGUCUAUUUCAUCUCACUGGCAACCAGUCUCUUGUGCAACUCAAAGACAGUAUAUGUGUCAACGAGAAGUUCGUCAUGGUAAUGGAACAACAGAGAAGGUGUAUGAGCUGAUGCCUGGGGCAAAGACGCAGCAGGAUGCUCUGAAAGACUGCAGGGGCAAAAACAGAGAUCUGGCAAGUAUCUUGAACCAGAAAGAACAGGAAGCCUUUGAUGAGAUGACUGAAGGGGAAACCUGGAUUGGACUUGAGCACAACAACAGCAACACACUAUGGGAAUGGUCAAAUGGAGAAUCAUUUCAGCAAUGGGAAAACACCAGGGGAGAUGGAAACUGUGUACAGCUGAACAGAAAAUGGAGACCAAGAGAUUGCUCUCGUCAAAGUGCUUUCCUUUGCUAUGGAGAUGAACAUCCACUUAACAACACCGGGGAUUUAAACACUCCUGUUACACCUGAAACCACUAGCCCUACUUCAACUGGACCUCCGUCUACAGAAAUGUUUACCACAACACCUACCACCUCACCAACUACCACUACUAAUGGACAGUCCACCACAUCAUCAACUACCACUACUAAUGGACAGUCCACCACAUCAUCAACUACCACUACUAAUGGACAGUCCACCACCUCACCAACUACCACUACUAAUGGACAGUCCACCACAUCAUCAACUACCACUACUAAUGGACAGUCCACCACAUCAUCAACUACCACUAAUUACCUGCACUUCUUCAACGAGUCCAAGAGCUGGAUCAAUUCCCUGAAGUCCUGUAAAAGUCGUGGCUCCAAGUCUAACCUGGUGCAAAUCACCAACCAGACUGUGCAUGCUGACGUGACCCAGCUCCUGGCCAACGUGGAGCUGCAAUGUGGGGAAGUGUGGAUUGGUCUGGAGAGGUCCAUCUUUGAGUGGAACGCCCCCUGGCUGUGGACCGGUAGUGAUGUUGAUAAGGUGGUGAAGUACAGUGACUGGCACAGCUGCUUCCCCCUCAACCCCAUAAAUUACCACUGUGGUAAGAUGGUCCGGGUUGGUAACGGAGAACUGAAGUGGCUGGAUGCUUCCUGUCAUCAGGAAUUACCCUUCAUAUGUCAAGAUCUCCACUAGAGGGCUCUACAUGGCAGCCUGGACAGUCUGCAGACACUCAGGGUCUGGAAAGGGCCUGCAUUUCAAUUCAUUAUAUUAUUAAACCACAAUUACUAUUAUUAGAAUUAUUAUUACUAUUUUUACUUAUC